AAAAAAGGACUUCAAAUCUUGGUUCUGUUUGUUUGUUUCAUUUUCUUGAUGUAAGGAAAAUGGAUUGUUGGUAGUGAAUUGAGUCUUUUGAGUUUCUGAGAGAACUAAGUCAGACAUGGGUGAAAGCUUGCUUAUAUUUACUAAUAACAAAGUCUCUUUUUAGUUUUCUCAAGAUCGUUAUAAAUGCCUCCCUUACCAUUGCACUAGUAGCUUGCAUACUAUCGGUGUAGUUACUAUAUGAGAACUGACACUGGGGAUCGGUUUUGGUACAGAGCUCUUUAAUAUGUGAAAGGUUAUUAUUGUUUGUUGAUCUUGAUCUUUAAUGGGUAGAAUGACAAAGGACAUACUCUUAGCUUGAUACAUAUGAUAUGAUAUAUAUAACCUCAUGUCACUGCCAACUUGUUUUACUCAGUUUAGGGUAUUAAUGUCUUCCGUUUUCUUUUAUUGACAACUUUUAAUUAUUGGCUCUCUCUAGGUUCCCUCACUGGAGUGUCUAUAGACAAACAAGUGCAUUUUGUUGCUAUUGGGAGUUUGUAAAUUUAUAGAUGUAAAGAAAGAAUCGAGACAGACUCGUUUUUGCUCUCUGGUAGCAAUGAUUCGUGCCUCAGUAUACUCUCCCUAUCAUGCUAAAUACUCAGUCUUCAACAUCAAUUUCAUAACAACAAUCUCAACUCUCACCUCCUCCUCAUCUUCUUCUGUACAGACCAUCCCAGACUCUCACUCCACACCAAUUUCAAACCUUCUUUACCAGUUUCUCCCCCAAAACCAAAACCCCAACAAUAUAGUUAAUAUUAUCUGCUCAACCCUGAAGCAAGAAAGCCACCACCAUCUUUGCCAUCUUCAAAAUGACCUCAAACCCCUUCUUCCCCAUCUGGGCGCUCAUGAAGUAUCAAGGGUUCUUCUUAGGUUCCAAUCUGAUUACUCCUCAGCUCUUGUUUUCUUCAACUGGGUCAAAACUGCUUUGGGUCUCAAGCUCACCACACAAAAUUAUUGCAUUGUUCUUCAUAUUCUAGCUUGUUCCAAAAAGUUUCCCCAGGCUAUGAAAUUGUUGGGUGAAUUGAUAGAGCUGGCUAGGGAUGUAGAUGCUGCACAAAAAGAUGACAUUUUUCAUAAUUUGGUUGUUUGCGCUGAAGAUUGUAAUUGGGAUCCAGUUAUCUUCGACAUGCUCGUCAAGGCUUAUGUGAAAGCAGGUAAGACUAGAGAUGGUUUUAUCAGUUUUAAGAAGACAAUAGAAGUUGGAUUUGUUCCGAGUGUGAUUGCUUGCAAUUGUCUUAUGAAUGGAUUAGUGAGGUUGAAUUGUUUAGAUCAGUGUUGGGAGGUCUAUGAGGAUAUGGGAAGGAUUGGAAUACGCCCAAAUUUGUUUACUUUUAAUAUUUUGACUAAUGUUUUGUGCAAGGAUGGAGAUGUUGAGAAAGUGAAAGCUUUUUUGGAUAAAAUGGACGAAGAAGGAUUUGAUCCUGAUAUUGUGACGUAUAAUACUCUGAUUAGUAGCUAUUGUAGGAAAGGAAGGUUGGGAGAUGCGUUUUAUUUGUACAAGAUCAUGUUUAGGAGGGGUGUGAUGCCGGAUUUAGUUUCAUACACUGCCUUGAUGCAUGGUCUUUGUAAACAAGGGAAUGUUAGGGAGGCUCAUCAGCUUUUUCAUCGAAUGGUUCAGAGAGGGUUUUAUCCAGACAUUGUGUCGUACAACACUCUUAUAAGUGGUUAUUGCAAUGAGGGGAAGCUGCCAGGGUGCAAAUCAUUGUUGUAUGAUAUGAUUAAAAAUGGUGUUCAUCCAGACGAUUUUACUUGUAGGGUAGUCAUUGAAGGAUAUGGCAAAGAAGGCAAGCUGCUCUCUGCCCUGAAUUUCAUAGUGGAGCUUCAAAGAUAUCAAGUGUCUGUUUCUCGUCAUACUUAUGAUUAUCUAAUAGUAGCAUUGUGUCAAGAAAAUCGGCCGUUUGCUGCUAAAAGUCUGUUAGAAAGAAGUUAUAAAGACGGUUAUUUGCCUGAUUUGGAUAUCUUUAACAAAUUGAUUGAGUCCCUCUGCCAGAGCAGUAGUGUUACUGAGGCAAAAGUUUUGAAAGACGAGAUGGUUUGUAAGAACAUCAAACCCAAUCUUAUCACAUAUAAACAUCUAAUAUACUGUCUAUGUCUAACAAAUAGAACAGUGGAAGGUGAGUCCUUACUGAAAGAGAUGGUUGCAUCUGGUUUGUCGCCGGAUUCAGAAAUAUGCAGGUCAUUGAUAAAGGGUUACUGCAAGGAAAGGAAUGUUGCUAAAGCAGAAUCAUUAUUAAAGAUCUCUGCCAAAGAGUUUCAAGUUUUUGAUUCCGAAAGUUACAAUGAACUUGUCAAAAUCUUCUGCAAGGAUGGUGAUGUGACUAAGUUUUUGGAGUUACAAGAUAGGAUGAUGAAAUUGGGUUUUGCACCAAAUGGUGCUACAUUUAAGUAUGCCAUUCAUGGAUUAUGGAAAUCUAGCAGACCAGAGAAAGAUAAUCAUCUUCUUGUGGAAUAAACAUAUAAAUGAAGGCCAUACAGAAAAGGAACAAUCCUUUUGCGUAUGGUCACUUUUUUUUCCCCAGAGAUAAUGACUCAAUGAUUCUAGGAUAUACAAGGUAGAUAUGAGUGUGCUCUGGUGGAACUGGCUUCAUCCCUUCACUAACCUCAAGUAAUAUUGUUUUGCCCUUAUUUCACUGGCAUGAUGGAAAUCCUCGUGCGGCUCUGGCUGUUGGCAGAUGUCUUCUCCUUUGAUGCUAAAGUGUCAUCUAUCUUUUUGGAUAAAACUUCUACAGCUGCAAGUGACAUUCUAAGGUUCAGAGUAUGUUAAAAGAGGCAGAAGAGGCUCUUCCUAGCCCUGAUAAAACAUUGCACCAGCUGUUGGUACCAUUUGUGCGGUCUUGCAUCAAUCUGCCAAUAUUGUUAAAGCAGCUGCCUCAAAUGUUGAAUUGGUUGGUCUAUCCUGAGCAUGAACACCGCAAAUGGUCCGCUGCAAUCUCUUGGAAUAAUCUCAAGUUUCGCACAUACUACAGAUCAUAAGAAAAAGUUUCAGUCUAUCACAAGACUUGUUGAGAUCACAAAGUAAAUAUGCUUUACUAUGGGGUUGCAUCUCUGGAUGUCAUUUUCAUGGAUAUUGCAUGCCUUCAGGUGAUCUGUAGUAGCAUAAGCACCGUUUGUUGUAAAAAAGGCGUUGGGGUUGGCUUGGGCUUUUCUUGCCAAGAUUUUCUUACCAGGGUUGAUGUCGGUGAUAAUUCGAGCAUUGGGAAAGAUAUCAGAAAAGGGACUUGCAUGGGGGCAUAGUUCAGGCAUAAUUACGUAUGAUAAGUGAGAUCACUCUAGUGGCUCCUGAUAUUAUUGGAAGUCUGCUUGUAUCCCACCAAGCUAGUAUGAUGUAAAAAAACAAGUAAAUUGCUGAGUUGCCAACUGGAAACUGUGAUAACUCGGUUGAAGAUGUCUGGGGUGUCGCUGGACGUGUUUUGGUUUGGUGAGUUCUAUUGGUGCAAUGUACAGAGCUGGGGCGCAUGAAGCUAUCUUCAAGAUGAAACAUGUUAAGAUAGCAUGGGUUCUGCAUAUGAAUAGACUGGUUCAAGGUUCUGAUUGAUUUAUUCUUAUUCUAGGGGUUCUGAUAUAGUUUAGUCAGUAGGAUGGAUCUUGCUACUUGUAUGAUCAGCUUUGUUUUGUCCUUUCCAUAUCAUUUGUUGUCCAAGGACAUUGUCAGUUUGACAACAGUAUUGAUAUUGAUUCAGGUGGUUCAAACUAUGAUUCCCAAAGUUAUGCAGAUGAAGUUUAGUUAUGAGGCUUUUCUUCAUGGCUAAUGUUUCUAAAGUU
Messenger RNA from Argentina anserina (silverweed cinquefoil), 3798 nucleotides. Its product is annotated as pentatricopeptide repeat-containing protein At5g40400. The record is from RefSeq and is a predicted model, not a curated record. Lineage: Eukaryota; Viridiplantae; Streptophyta; Magnoliopsida; Rosales; Rosaceae. Gene Ontology annotation, molecular function: protein binding. The coding region runs from base 593 to 2488 and encodes 631 amino acids. The transcript has 4 exons.